UUUUCGAAAUUCACAAUAGGUCUUCUAAUCGUCUACGGAAGACCCUAUUGGAUGAGGUCAGUGAAAUUAAAGAGUCCCCACAAUUUCAACUUUCUUUCCUUCCUUCGCUUCUACAGUACAUCUCCCCUCUACUUUAUUACUACUUUCUUAAACUAAAAGCUACCAAAAAACAGAAAUCGAAAUCUAUAAUAAUCUUUUUUUUUUUUUUUUUUUUUUAAUACUUUCAACGUUGAUUGCAUGUGUAGUGAAUAAUAUUAUACUAUCAGUAGUCAUCAGUCUCACCUGGUUUUUCUCCUGUUUAAAUACCCUGAACUUUCGCUCCAACUUCUAAACGUCUCUCUCCCCACAACAGAAGAAUGAAGUGAGAGAAACCUCCUUCACAAGGCUCAGUAAUGGAACCUCCUCGUGUGAUAUCAGUUAUAUUUCUUUCUUCAGUUUUCUUUCUCUCACUGAUCAUAGUUUCCAUCGUUUGGGGUGAUCUCAAUCCAUUCUUAGGCUUCUCCUUCACGAAACUCAAAGAUCAAUCACACAAUAAAUUUGAGUUGCAGACUACACUCGCCAUCUCUAAAGAAGCUCAGUCUGUAAUCUCUACUACUUCUACUGGUUCCAGUCUAAAUCGCUUCAAAAGCCCCGCCGUCAUUAGGAGAGUUGGGAAUGAUAGAACCGGUGAUAAACUCGAAGAAGGACUCGCCCGAGCCCGAGCUGCGAUCCGUCAAGCCGCACUGAGUCGAAACGUCUCGUAUGGCGUCGAGGAUGAUCAUGAUACCCCCGCAGGCGAUAUCUACCGUAACCCCGGCGCAUUCUAUCAAAGUUAUAUGGAGAUGGAGAAGAGUUUAAGGGUGUUUGUGUACGAAGAAGGGGAACCACCCUUCGUCCAUGACGGUCCGUGUAAGGACUUGUACACAGUAGAGGGACGGUUUAUACAAGAGAUGGAGUUCGGGAACCAUUUGUUCAGAACCAGCGAUCCGCACUGUGCGCAUGUUUACUUCAUGCCCUACAGCGUGACUAUGAUGGUCUCUUAUCUCUACAAACCCUACACUUACGAUGUCACUCCACUCCAACAAUUCGUUUCGGGCUACUUGAAAGUUAUCUCCAAAAAGUAUCCCUUCUGGAACCGGACUCUUGGAGCUGAUCACUUCAUGCUUGCUUGUCAUGAUUGGGGCCCCGAUGCCUCUCGAGGCAACCCAUAUCUCUACAAUACUUCAAUCAGAGUCCUAUGCAAUGCCAAUACAUCUGAAGGAUUCAACCCUCGAAAAGAUGUAAGUCUCCCGGAAAUAUACCUCUACGACGGCAACAUCUCGCCGGAGCUCCUCUCAGUACCACCAGAAGAUGCACCACGACCAUAUAUUGCAUUCUUUUCUGGAGGUGUCCAUGGUCCAAUAAGGCCCCUCCUCUUACAACACUGGAAAGAACGAGACAAUGACCUUCGUGUAUUUGAAUACCUUCCCAAAGACCUCAACUACAAUACAUUCAUGCUCCAAUCCAAGUUCUGUCUAUGUCCAAGUGGAUAUGAAGUCGCAAGCCCAAGAAUUGUUGAAGCCAUAUAUGCCGAGUGUGUGCCGGUAAUUCUAUCAGAAAAUUAUGUGUUGCCAUUUAGUGAUGUUCUCCGGUGGGAAGCAUUUUCAGUUCAGGUUAAUGUGUCUGAUAUUCCUAACUUGAAGAAGAUACUAAGUGAAAUCCCAGAAGAAGAUUAUAGAAGAUUGAAGAUGGGUGUUAAGGCAGUGAGGAAGCAUUUUGUACUGAACAAACCGGUCAAACGGUAUGAUGCUUUUCAUAUGAUCCUGCAUUCAAUAUGGCUUAGGAGGUUAAACGUUAGACUUAAUAGACAAUAGUGGAGAAGGAAUUGGAGAAUUGGUCAUAGAGAAAAAUCUUUUUAGCCUUUAUUUAUAUUUAAGUUUGCUAGUUUUGUAUAUGAAAUUAAAGAGAACAAAAGAGACUUUAGAUCUGAUGUGACAAUAUCAUAAACCUGUCAAUGCAUAAUGUAUAUUUGAUUUGUGGGCUAAUGGGCCAUAUAAUUUAUGUUUAUUUUGUCUCCA
Macadamia integrifolia is the source of this 2036-nucleotide messenger RNA. Its product is annotated as probable glycosyltransferase At5g25310. Bases 393 to 1832 code for a protein of 479 amino acids. The transcript has 4 exons. Gene Ontology annotation, molecular function: glycosyltransferase activity. The record is from RefSeq and is a predicted model, not a curated record. Lineage: Eukaryota; Viridiplantae; Streptophyta; Magnoliopsida; Proteales; Proteaceae.